Penaeus chinensis is the source of this 3087-nucleotide messenger RNA. RefSeq lists its product as uncharacterized. Gene Ontology annotation, molecular function: protein binding. The record is from RefSeq and is a predicted model, not a curated record. NCBI's taxonomy places the organism in Eukaryota, Metazoa, Arthropoda, Malacostraca, Decapoda, Penaeidae. The transcript has 7 exons. Bases 194 to 1357 code for a protein of 387 amino acids.
CAGCCAGUGCACGCGGCGCGGUCGAUCGUCGCGGAUGGGGAGGUUGUGUCUACGAUAUUCUUUCCUUCGCCGCUGCGUCACAACCUCGUACUCAGCUGGGACCUUCGGCUGGGCCUUCGUGACUGGAAAGAGUGAUCGGAGGUCGAGCAGCACCUUGGCUUCCCGGCGGCAUCGCUGAGGUCCGUGUGCGAAGAUGGUAGACAAUUCAUCCUACACUAUGGUGACGCGACGCCCUCCGCUGCCGUCGAGAAGCGCCAUCAGCCCGGCAGACCACCACAACAACAACUUCCUGGCGGAGGUGACCACCAACACCACCAACACGACCCCCGUCACCAGCCUGCCUUCCCUGACCCACCCGCACCUGACGCGGAACGACGCCGGCCACAGGAUCAGCCUGGGCCCGCUCCUCCCGCGGCCCUCGCCCGCCACCGCCUCCUCCCGGAGCUUCCAGGACAACUCGGGCGCCUCCAGUCCUCGCGCCGUCAAUGGCAACCUGAGUGGCAACCUCGGCCAGCAGCAGAUGGGGGGCAGCGCGAUGCCUCCCGGGAGCCGCGAGUGGGAGGAGGAGUUCGGGCGCGGCGCCGCCGGAUCGACCCUCGCCAAGUCGGCCACGCAGCCCAGCCUCUGCCCCGCCGGCCGCCCGACGCCCUCGCCGGCCUCGCCCACGUGCCAGAGCGAGGACGGGUUCAGCUGGGUCGGCGGGUCGGCCGGCGGAGGCAACGCGGGCCUGUGCGUCUCCGGCUGCGACAGCGCGGACGACCUGCACGGGGAGGCGAGCGAGUACACGGAUGCCAAGUCGUCGCUGUCGGCUCCGGUCGAACUGCUGUCCGAGUUCCUCUCGGCUGUUAUGUCAAAGGAUUACGAAAAUGCCUUAAAACUAUGCCAGUCCAUUCUGAAAUACGAGCCUCAGAAUGCCACCGCUCGCGAGUUCUUCCCGCUCAUCAGUCUAAAAAUUAAGCAAAUGUCGGAUGCAGCAAAUCUGGAAUGUCAUAGUUCAACUGACGAAGGUCAUGAAAGUGAUGAAGACACCAUGGACUCGUACUCCAGCCUGGAGGACGAGAUCGACGACGAGCAGGACCUCGCCUCGCCCGACCCGAUCCUGAGCCAGCAGAAGCCGCUCCUCCUCCAAGGCAACGCCGCUCUCCCGACGCCCCGAGGCCGGACCACGGAGGACACCAUCAUCAGAAUGUCCCCGCUCGUGCAGUCGAGUCCGGAAUCGGCCAUGUCAGGGUCCAACAGCCUGGACUUCAGCUACGGGAUCGACUCCGCGGACUCGCUCUUCUCCUCCACCGAGUCGGACCUCACCCUCGAGUCCGUGGUUAACGCUACUCGGAGUAUUAACUUAGGGGAUUCGUAAUUUUUUUUUUUUUUUUUUUUUUUUUGCAUGAUGGGAUGUAUUAGCAUGUACACAUUACAUACCGGAUGAGCAGUCCUUGGUACUGGUUACGUAUGAAAUCCGUCGUUUAUAUUUAUAACGGUACUGUAUUAUUGAAUGUGCAAGAUAUAUUUCAUUAAAAAAAAAGUUAAUUUGUGGAUUUCAAAAGUUAAAGUGAACUGAACGUUAGAUUGUGAUACAAAAUCAGUAUUAUGCUGUUCUGGAAGGCAAAUCGUAUGUUAGAUAAGGAACGGAGUGACUUUUGGCGAAUUGGUACAUGAUCAGAUAUUUUUUUACAAGAACAAUAGUUUAGUCUCAUUAGUUAUUGAUUUGAUUUUCGUAAUUAUGUUAUGGUAUGUGAUUUGAUAAUGUAAAUUCUUAUUCAAGGGUGAAAAAAUAUGAAGAGUGAAAUACUGGCGAGCGAACCGGGAAUAUUACAGUAUGCAAAUUUACAUAGCUUGAUUGCGUGAUUGCUGUUAAUUUGGCCGUGUCGUUAAAGAAAAAUACAAAGGGAGACCGUGAAGCUAGCAGAGCUUUAUACCUUAAAUCUCUUCCGUUCUGUCAGUUGCGACAUUCCUGACAAUGUCCAUGCAAUACAAAACUUUUUUUUUUCCAAGAAACUUUUUAUUUUGAUUAUGCUUUAGUUCACUCUCUCUUAGCGGAAAAAAAAUCGAUACAUGCUUGUAACUCAAUAAGCUACGCUGAUUAUCAUGAAAUGAGAUAGAAACAUUAGCGUGAUUCUAAUGCUCUUUAGUCAGCAUAAAAGACACUGAUUACGCAAACAUUUCCACAAUUCCGAGUUCAAAACAAACAGGCGUCAAUCAGUGUAAGUCGCAUGAACAAUUAUUUAAUGCAUUUGACAGGUCCAGAUGCACGCUUAUACAGUUCAACCGUGUUCACGUACUUAGCCUAUGAACAGAUUACUUACUAGACAUUUUCUUCAACAGAGCCACGUUUGCUUAUCAACUUCGUACGUUUUACUCUUACUGUGUGUGGAAACCUAACCCCUGAGUCUCGCUCCGUAAAUAAUCUGUCCCUUCGGAAAGUAAUCCGCUAUGUGUCACUCACUGUAUUCCUCUUGACAGAAACCUACAUAGUGUAAUGUUUCAAAGUACUAUCUGAUGUUAAAUGUGUGUGAAUUUGUCACUCUUGCUCUUUCAAAAAUAAACACAAAGGAAUUCCGACUCGUGUCAUAGGAGGUGAAAACUGAGUAAUAAUUGUGCCAAUAGUUUAAUAAAGCAUUCAGUGAUUAUACACACGUACAAAUACCGUUAAUCUUUCCUCAUUACCUUCUGCCUUAAUAGUGUAUUCAUACAUAUAUUCCAAGUGUGAUAACUUCUCCCUUUAGUUCCACUGUUUACAUAUUCUAACAGCAAGCGUUGUAUGGUAGAAUCUAGUUCCUCUACACAUCUAAGCUGUAUAGAUGCAAGCCUGCUGCCAGCCCCUUACUUUAUACCUGAAGUGGAAUUAAAUCUUGCCUGUCACUAUGCAGCUGUCUAGUUAUUUGUAUCGACUAGAAAGGAACUGUUUAGAUUUGUGUACAAUUCGAACGCUGGAUGUUUAAGGUGAUAUUUAUACAAAAAGUAAGAUUACCAGUAUCUUAACUUCUUUUUAUAUAGUUUUAGUAUACAUAUCAUAAAGCCAGAUCUACAUUAACGAAAUUUUGAUGGUUUAUAUUCUCUAUACAUUCUUAUUAAAUGAUAACUAAACAA